This is a messenger RNA of Spirodela intermedia, 99 nucleotides long. The record is from the annotation of a GenBank genome assembly. NCBI's taxonomy places the organism in Eukaryota, Viridiplantae, Streptophyta, Magnoliopsida, Alismatales, Araceae.
AUGAAUUUUUUAAAUAUUUAUACCACAAGAAAAUCAAAUAACAAAUGGACUGCAUAUAAAAAUUUGGAUCUUCCUAUGACUGUUAGUGUAAAAAAAUAA